UUCUCCCUUCUGGGUUAUGCCACCUCCGGAGCAAAGACCUUAUGACUACGGCAUCCCCAUGGAGGUUGAAGUUACCUACAUCCAGGAUGGUUUUUUAACGAACGACAUUCUCCACGAAAUGAUGCUGCUGGUGGAGUUUUACAAAGGGGCACCUGACAUGGUGAAGUUCCAGGAUGCAUGGAGUCAAGAACAGACCUACCUGGAUAAACUCAAGGGCUCCUUGGCGUCUAGGACACCCAAGGAUCAAGGUUUCGGACAUAUCCUGGAACAGGUCUACACUGCCCUCCAACACAGCAGCUGAUGAAGCAGCCCUUCAAAGGGGUCCUGGGACUCAGGCAGAGGUCACAAACCUGGAUCGAGGCAGGAUUUGAAUCCAGAACUUGCAAGCCCUGAUGUGCAUCGGGGGAAAGGAAAAGGAUGGGGGUCGACGUGGAUCCCUUUUAAUGAUUGAAAUCAUCCGUGUUUUUGGCUCAGCCUUUGGCUGGGAAAGCGAGAGAAAAUAACUCCCGGAUGUGUUAGCAAGUAGAUCAGUGUGCCCAUUUUACAAAUAGGCAAGUCGAGAGCUUCAGUAACGUAAUCUGGAGGGGGGGCGCGUCCCAAGAGAUUUAGUUUGCCCAUAGCACCAUUAGGAACUUACGUUUUCCACGACGUAAGAAGUGAUGUAGCUCGCCUUGCCCAAAUGUUGUGUUGGCCAGGAAAAUAUAUGUGAUAUAUUUUGAGCAAAUGGCCCAAGAGUUACCCUGUGGCAAGAUGGAUGGCUGAUAAAUUUAAUAAAUAAAUAAAAUAAUAAUAAUAAUCUGAAAUAGGACAGGCUGGGGAAGCAACAGAGGCUACCAAGAUCCUUUUAGGAUCAUGGAAGAACAUUAAAAAUAUGUUCGAAAUCCCAUUCUUAAGAAAACAAAAUAUAUUGGUACCCGAGUUUGUCAUCCGGCUUGACUGAAGGAAGAAGCAGAGAUGCUGGGUUGGAGAAUUUCCCCCACCCCCCCGCCCCUUUUAAGCUUUUUCUCCCAAAAGUGAGGUUGCGGAAGGAAGCCCUUCGUAGACCCCGAAACACUGAAUGAUACGAUGGUGGCCAAGAUUGGGGAGAUUACAAAUUGUCAACCUGCGGAAGUGAACUCGGCUCUAAAAAGGGUCUUUGCUCACCUGGAAUUAUACUGUCUUGAAAUAUAAAAUGUCAAGUUGAUCGGCCAACGGAAGACUUGCAUCUCAGGGUUUGAACGGUGGGGUCCUUGGUGCUCUCUGAGCUUGCUCGUUUUCUUGCAGACGUUUCAUGACCCAGCUAGAUAACAUCAUCAGUGCUAGAAGGGAGUGGGGUUUGUGGAGGAGGUGUGGGGGGGGGAAGGAGGAGGAGUGUGGGGUCCUUGGUGCUUUUUUUUUUUUGCAGACCUUUCAUUACCCAACUAGGUAACAUCAUCAGUGCUAGAAGGCAUUUGUGGAGUGGAGGAAGGACUUUGGGAUCCUUGGUGCUCUCUGAGCUUGGUUGCUUUUUUUGCAGACCUUUCAUUACCCUACUAGGUAACAUCAUCAGUGCUAGAAGGGAUUUGUGAAGUGGAGGAAGGAGGACUUUGGAGUCUUCGAUGCUCUCUGUACUUAGUUUUUUUUUUUAAGACAUUUCAUUACCCUACUAGAUAAUGGCAUCAGUGCUAGAAGGGAUUUGUGGAGUGGAGGAAGGACGGACAUUGGGGUAUUUGAUGCUUUCUAUACUUAGUUUUUUGGGGUUUUUUUGAAGACAUUUCAUUACCCUACGAGGUAACAUCAUCAGUGCUAGAAGGGAUUCGUGGAGUGGAGAAAGGAGGACUUUGGGGUCUUUGAUGCUCUCUAUACUUAGUUUUUUUUAAAAAGACAUUUCAUUACCUUACUAGGUAAUGUCGUCAGUGCUAGAAGGGAGUUGCCGCUGCCAACUCAAACAAGCAACCAACAAACAGCAGCCUAAUCAAGCAACUACAGAACAAACAACACUUCCACCAAUGGCACAAGCCACUCCUAUAUAAACAAACCCCACCUCCUUCUAGCACUGAUGAUGUUACCUAGUUGGUUACUGAAACGCCUACAAGAAAACCACCAAGCUCAGAGACAGCACCAAGGACCUCACAGUCCUCCUCCUCCUCUGAAAACCCCACUCCCCUCUGGCACUGAUGAUGUUACCUAGGUGGGUAGUGAAACGUCUGCAAGAAAACAAGCUCAAAUAGCACAAAGGACCCCCAUAGUCCUCCUCCUCCUCUUCUCUGCAAACUCCACUCCCUUCUAGCACUGAUGUUGUUACCUAGUUCGGUCAUGAAACAUCUUGAAGAAAACCACCAAGCUCAGAGGGCACCAAGGCCCCCACAAUUGAUAAGUUAUUGAUGAAUGCAAUUUAUGGGGAAGGGGGGGUCUCCCCCAGAAGAUUUUCUAGGGCAAAAGGACGAGAGAGAGGCGCUGUAGGCCUCAAAUAAGUCAGAACGCCGCUUUCAACCAUUUAAUACUUUUCGUUUUUAUUUUCAAGGAUACAAGUUUUAUUUUCUUUUAAUUCCAGAACAAAAAUAAAUGCAUAAACAAGAAAA
Messenger RNA from Pantherophis guttatus, 2540 nucleotides. The record is from RefSeq and is a predicted model, not a curated record. Lineage: Eukaryota; Metazoa; Chordata; Lepidosauria; Squamata; Colubridae.